AUGGCUCUCCCGACGAAAGGACGCGUUGUAAUCGAGACGACGUUUGGAGAGAUUGAUAUCGAACUUUGGGCGAAGGAAACACCAAAAGCAUGUCGAAACUUUAUAGCACUCGCUCUGGAGGGGUACUAUGACGGUGUGAUCUUUCACCGGGUCGUACCCGGAUUUCUGGCGCAGACGGGUGACAGGACUGGGACGGGGAACGGUGGAGAGUCGUUUUACGGCGUAUGA
Molecule: messenger RNA, 228 nt
Organism: Coprinopsis cinerea okayama7#130
Lineage: Eukaryota; Fungi; Basidiomycota; Agaricomycetes; Agaricales; Psathyrellaceae
Exons: 5
Coding region: 1-228 (75 amino acids)
Biological process (GO): protein peptidyl-prolyl isomerization; protein folding
Cellular component (GO): catalytic step 2 spliceosome
Molecular function (GO): peptidyl-prolyl cis-trans isomerase activity
Source: RefSeq, a predicted model, not a curated record